Messenger RNA from Culicoides brevitarsis, 1242 nucleotides. Its product is annotated as mitochondrial pyruvate carrier 2-like. The record is from RefSeq and is a predicted model, not a curated record. The transcript is spliced from 3 exons. Bases 298 to 675 code for a protein of 125 amino acids. Lineage: Eukaryota; Metazoa; Arthropoda; Insecta; Diptera; Ceratopogonidae. Gene Ontology annotation, biological process: pyruvate import into mitochondria. Gene Ontology annotation, molecular function: pyruvate transmembrane transporter activity. Gene Ontology annotation, cellular component: mitochondrial inner membrane.
GUGGACACACACUCGAAAGAGAAGAGAUUAGCUCAAAGUUGAAUGAAAUUGCUAAAAUUAUCUUUUCUUCUCCUGGUUUCAUCAAAAAACAUUUCCUGCAUAAAAUUUUCAAGAGCACGAUAAAUUUAGACGAUUUGCAAAUAGAACGUAUACGGAGAGACACAAACAAAAACGCUGAGUAAAUAGUGUGCCAGGCAAAAAAGUGUCAGUAGAGCACAAAAGGCAGAUCAAAUUGGAAGUGUAAAUAUUUUAGUUUAAAAUUCCCAGAGACGCAAAAGAAAAGGCGAAAGCAACACAAUGGCCAGCAAAGUGUACACAGCGAUGAUUGCCUCGGCAGACAAAGUUGUCCCGAAGUCGUGGCACGCUCCAGGAUCGCUUUGGAACCAUGCAGCAGGUCCUAAAACGGUGUUUUUCUGGGCUCCAGCCUUCAAAUGGGGUCUCGUGAUUGCUGGCUUGAGUGACUUGCGUCGACCAGCUGACCAACUUUCCGUCAACACAUCAGCUUCAUUGCUCGCAACUGGCGUCAUUUGGUCCCGUUACAGCUUAGUAAUUAUUCCAAAGAAUUACGCACUCUUUUCGGUGAAUGUCUUUGUGGCGGCCGUGCAAGCGGUGCAACUGUACCGCGCCUUUGAUUACUCGCGAAAAAACCCCAAACCCGCUGAAACGAAACCGUGAUAAGUUUGAAUUCGACAAAGUUGAACUUUAUAAAACUUAGAAUAGACUACGAAUAUUGUUAAUAUUUAGGAGAAACAGAAAAUUACCAAUUGUUACUUAUUUUUAUUAUCAUUUAAAAAAAAACGCUUUUCUACACAUAAAAAAAUGCUCACCGCGCGCAAAAAAAAAAUGAUGUGAAAAAGAAAAGUUUUUGUCAGUGAUUAGUUCAAAGAACUAAGAUUAAAGUUGUGAAAAUGUGACGUACUUAAAAAAGAGACGACCCAGUAACGCACAUAUCACAAUUUUUAUUUUUUUAAUAAUUUAAUCGAAGUUGACCUGAAAACACCAGUCAAUUCCUAUUUUUUUUUUUUGCUUUAUCAGCACGGGUAAAAAACUAUUAUAAUUUAAAAAAAAAAUAAUUUUUCCUUUUGGUUGUUAAUAAAUUUCUGUCCUAGACAGAUUUAAAAAAAAAUAAUUUAUUUUUAUUUUUUAAUAAAAUAAUGAGGAUAAUAAAAUGAAAGUUGUAUCAUAUAAAUAAUAAUAGAAUGUAACGAAAUAAAUAAUAAAACGAACAAAAAAGAAAAUAAA